Pistacia vera is the source of this 1000-nucleotide messenger RNA. RefSeq lists its product as uncharacterized. Bases 67 to 486 code for a protein of 139 amino acids. Lineage: Eukaryota; Viridiplantae; Streptophyta; Magnoliopsida; Sapindales; Anacardiaceae. The record is from RefSeq and is a predicted model, not a curated record. The transcript has 5 exons.
UUAAAGCACUACCUUCAAUGUAUUUAUAAAUGUGGCUCCAACAACAUAUGCGAUGGAAAACUGAAAAUGGAUCUGUUGUUGAUUUGUUUACCAACUUCAAUUGAACCUCACAUUUUGACUGAUCCAUACUCCUUGCUUACAAAAGAGAAAAUAACAAGACCGAUUGAAAGCGGGGGUCAAUCUGCCGCUGCUGUUCUCUGUUGUGUUGGUAAGGAGUUUCCACCCCACGAAUCAAGAACUGAUUUCAUUGAAGAUAUUGUCGGCCUUGUAGCACUUAUUGGAAAAGCUUGGACCAUCAAGCUUAGCAGACUGAUGGUGGCAUUAGGAUUCCUUCAGAAGAUGAAAGCACAUAAUCACCUCAUGGAAGUUUUACAAAGGUUUGGCUGGUUUAUUGACUGCAAAAUAUCUGGCAGGUGCAGGUCACCAACCUUUGUUACUAGAAGCAAGAGAUUGUCUAGGUGGAAAGGUAGCUGCCUGGAAAGGUGAUGAUGGGGACUGGUAUGAGACAGGCCUGCAUAUAUUUUUUGGGGCUUACCCAAAUAUACAGAACCUGUUCGGAGAACUUGGUAUCAAUGAUCGAUUGCAGUGGAAGGAGCACUCAAUGAUAUUUGCAAUGCCAAACAAGCCAGGAGAAUUCAAUUGAUUUGAUUUUCCUGAAGUUCUGCUAGCUCCUGUAAAUGGUUAGAUACUUGUACCCACCACUAAAGAGAAAAAGGAAACCCCGCGACCAUUAUUAAUUGAAGUUAUGUUCUGCUUCUUCUUUAAAAAAAAAAAGUAUGUGCUCUUUACGUAGAUCUGGAAAUGCAUGUUGAGGAACCAGGAUUGGACACAAAGAGUAAAUUGGCUUGUUGGUUUAUGUAGUUAUUACCUGAUAAAUAUUUGAACACAAAUUCAAUUCUUCCGACCAUGUCUAUGACAAAGUGGCCCCGUAAUCAAUAUAUGUAUUAUAAGAAACAAAACAUGCGACUAAUUCAUUAAAAUGUUAUUAGUAAAGGCGAAC